GUGAAAAUAUCUGAAUGCACAGAUGCCAUUAUCCGUGUGCGCCAACCAGUUGGAUUAUGAUGACCUAUCUAACGGCUUCUUUCUAUCUCUAUAAAUGCUUAAAGCGCCACACACUCUCAUUACUCACAGUGAUGGAUAAUAAUACUAUCUCCGACUUGAUCCAGUUCAACGAUUUGAUACCCAAGUUACCGAGCGAACUCGGACUCGAGUGCCUCACUCGUUUGCCCCACUCAGCGCACCGAGUCGCCCUCCGAGUCUGCAGCCAGUGGCACUGCCUCCUCCAAAGCGACGCGUUUUACUCCCACAGGAAGAAAACCGGCCACACCCGAAAAGUCACGUGCCUCGUUCAGGCGCGUGAGGAUCAACCGCUUCAGGAGAAAAACAACGCUUCGGUUGCGUCGGUUUACGGGAUAAGCGUGUUCGACCCGGAGAGCAUGACAUGGGACCGGGUCGACCCGGUUCCGGAUUACCCGUCCGGGCUGCCGCUGUUCUGCCAGCUGGCGAGCUGCGACGGGAAGCUUGUGCUGAUGGGAGGGUGGGACCCCGCAAGUUACGAGCCUCUGACGGCAGUGUUUGUGUACGAUUUUCGCACGAGCGAGUGGCGGCGGGGGAAGGACAUGCCGGAGAAGCGGUCUUUUUUCGCCAUCGGGGCGGGGGUGGGCCGGGUUUAUGUAGCGGGAGGGCAUGAUGAGAAUAAGAACGCGCUGAGUACGGCGUGGGCUUAUGACCCGAGGAGUGAUGAAUGGGCCGGGCUGGACCCGAUGGGCCGAGAGAGGGACGAGUGCGAGGGGGUGGUGAUUGGGGAUGAGUUUUGGGUUGUGAGUGGUUAUUCCACGGAGAGGCAAGGGAUGUUCGAUGGGUCGGCGGAGGUGUUGGAUAUCGGGUCGGGUGGGUGGAGGGAAGAAAACGGGUUUUGGGAAGAGGGUCAGUGUCCUCGGUCAUGUGUUGGGGUAGGGAAAGAUGGGAGAUUGGUGAAUUGGAGAGGUUGGGAUCCGGGGCUGAGGGUUGGGGUAUGUGGGGUUGCGGUUGGGUCCAGGGUUGUGUUGAGUGGAUCCGAUUACGAAGGUGCACCGCAUGGGUUCUAUUUGGUGGACAACCGUAAAUUGACAAAGAUAAAUGUGCCUGAGGGUUUCUCUGGGUUUGUCCAAUCGGGGUGCUGUGUUGAAAUAUAAGACACUUGUAAAGAUGCUACACUACCCUUCCAGAAAACCCAAAUCUGUGACUAAUUUUGUUUUCUUUUGCUAAAAUGGAGAUUUGUGCUUUUGAAUUUCCCAUACAAAUGUAAAUAGUAUAUUUGUUUUGCUAAUCGAAGGAAGCAACAUUGAGAUUAUCCAUAAUAA
Molecule: messenger RNA, 1340 nt
Organism: Glycine soja
Lineage: Eukaryota; Viridiplantae; Streptophyta; Magnoliopsida; Fabales; Fabaceae
Product: F-box/kelch-repeat protein At1g15670-like
Exons: 1
Coding region: 15-1172 (385 amino acids)
Biological process (GO): negative regulation of cytokinin-activated signaling pathway; regulation of phenylpropanoid metabolic process
Molecular function (GO): protein binding
Source: RefSeq, a predicted model, not a curated record